AUGUUUAUAAAAAUAUCCGAAGAUUUAGUAUUCCCAUGUUCUAAAAUACCUGAAAAUUUGAAUUUUCAUGUAUAUUCAUCAUCAAAUAAUGAUAAUAGUAAAUUUCUUGGAAAAGUAGAAACUAGGUUGAAUGUACUUUCUUCAGCAAAGACAGUUCAUCAAAUAAUUCAAUCAUCAAAUUCUUACUCAAACAGCAUUCAUCCAACUUCAAUAUCAUUACCAGGAUCACCUGUAAUAUCAUUGAAGCAAUCUAAUUCCAAUAAUAAUAGCAUUUCUAGCAUAAAAUCAAACAACAAUAGCAUUUCUACUACUAAUAAUAAUAGUAAUAAUAAUACUACUAAUAAUAAUAAUAAUACCCCAGCAUCAAGAUCUUCGCUUAAUACAUUUAGAAUAUCUUCUAAUGAUUCAGUUAACGAUAUUAAAACAAAAUUUAUGAAUUUAAUAGCCCUUGGUCCAAUAACAAAUACCGAUAUAAUUAAGACUUUAAAUGUGACUUCUAGUUCUGAAGCAGAUUUAUUGGUUGAUUUAAUAUCUUCAAAUUGUCAGAUUUAUGAUCCUAAUGAUUCAUUCACUCAGAAUGAUCGAUUCCCUAAUUUAAUUUCUGAAUCUGAUACAGAUUUUGAUUCUCUUACUCCUUCAUAUAUCCUUAAGGAUAAAUCAUAUAAAGAUCUUAAACCUUGGAAAUGGAAAUCCUAUACUAAUUUUGAAAGAUCAUUAAUUAUUGACAAUGUCAAUCAUGCAUUAACGAGAUUAGGAUAUUCAGAAACUCAUCCAUUAAGAAAUAAGAUUUGUGCAAAACCAUCUACAUCAACUAAUCAUAAUGAUUCAUCAUCAUCUGAUGAUGAUCGUGAACAAUUAGAAGAAAAUGGUAAGAAAAAUCAUCAUCUUGGAGGUGGAUUUUUAAGUGGAAAGAGUUCUAGAUUACCAUUUAGAAAAUCUCAGACUGAUCUGCCAAAACCUGCAUUGCUUAAGAAAUUUAAUAAUAAUAAUAAUAAUAAUAGUACUAAUAAUAAUAAUAAUGGUGGAAUCCAAACAAAUAAUGUUACUUCAUCUUUGGGAUCUCCUAGACCUAAACUGGUUCGUGCAUCUACCCCUGUUUCAGCGACAACAAUUACUCCUUCAACGUCUGCUAGAAGUACUAAUUCGGAUAAAUCCACUUCUAAGAAGAGAAAGUUUUCAACUUCUUCAUCUUCUUCUUCAACUUCAAACUCUUCCGAUGAAGAUCGUCAUAGUAAACGGAUGAAACAAGAAGUUUAUACAUCACCUUCAUCGGAAGAAAUUGAAGAUGAAACUUCACCAAAUAGUAAUAACAAUACUAAUACUAAUACCAAUAAUAACAAUAAUACCAAUAAUAACAAUAAUAAUAGAUCUACUCCUACUUUAUCUACAAUUAAUAAUACUUCUAAGAAAUUGGAUUAUUAUUCUAAUUUAGCCAUUAAGUUUAAGAGUAAAUAUAAAGAGUAUGCUGUGUUAUAUAAUCAAUUGAAAGCAAAACCAGCAGCAUCCACCUCUUCAACCAAUAAGAAACAAUUGAUGAAAUUAUUGGAAUUACAUACGACACUUGCACAAUGGAAAAAGGCACUUUGGGAUUAUGACACAUCCAAUACCAAUGGCAAGUCAUUAAUGUCCACCCUUUCUCGUCAUAAGAAGGCCCACAGCUUAUCACCAGCCAUUCUUGAUCCUCCAAGGCAAGCUACACCAUCAGGGUCAGGAUCAGGGUCUGGGUCAGGACCCAAGACCAGUCGUAAAAUAUCCCUUGACUAUUAA
This is a messenger RNA of Scheffersomyces amazonensis, 1767 nucleotides long. RefSeq lists its product as uncharacterized. The transcript has 2 exons. Lineage: Eukaryota; Fungi; Ascomycota; Pichiomycetes; Serinales; Debaryomycetaceae. The record is from RefSeq and is a predicted model, not a curated record. Bases 1 to 1767 code for a protein of 588 amino acids.